This is a messenger RNA of Triplophysa dalaica, 600 nucleotides long. RefSeq names its product histone H3-like. The record is from RefSeq and is a predicted model, not a curated record. Gene Ontology annotation, molecular function: DNA binding; protein heterodimerization activity; structural constituent of chromatin. Lineage: Eukaryota; Metazoa; Chordata; Actinopteri; Cypriniformes; Nemacheilidae. The transcript has a single exon. Gene Ontology annotation, cellular component: nucleosome. The coding region runs from base 154 to 564 and encodes 136 amino acids.
GCGCGGCCAUUGGCUCAUUGUCUCGAGGUGACGUCACAAAUCAGCCAAUCGAGUGUCUCCGUGCCCUUGACGUGCUGCGCGUUUUAGCCUUUAUAAACAGGCACACCGACACAACAGACAUAUUCUGUACUGAACACAGAAGAUUCAGCAGCAAUGGCAAGAACCAAGCAGACCGCUCGUAAGUCCACCGGUGGCAAAGCCCCGAGGAAGCAGCUCGCCACCAAAGCCGCCCGUAAGAGCGCUCCCGCCACCGGCGGCGUGAAGAAGCCUCAUCGUUACAGGCCCGGCACCGUGGCUCUGAGAGAGAUCCGCCGCUACCAGAAGUCCACCGAGCUGCUCAUCCGCAAACUGCCUUUCCAGCGCCUGGUGAGAGAGAUCGCUCAGGACUUCAAGACGGAUCUGCGCUUCCAGAGCUCCGCCGUCAUGGCUCUGCAGGAGUCCAGCGAGGCUUAUCUGGUCGGUCUGUUCGAGGACACAAACCUGUGCGCCAUCCACGCUAAGAGGGUCACCAUCAUGCCCAAAGACAUUCAGCUGGCCCGCCGCAUCCGCGGAGAGCGCGCUUAAGUCCCGCUUUAAAAACAACUCAACGGCUCUUUUAAG